Messenger RNA from Drosophila melanogaster (fruit fly), 1696 nucleotides. RefSeq lists its product as uncharacterized. NCBI's taxonomy places the organism in Eukaryota, Metazoa, Arthropoda, Insecta, Diptera, Drosophilidae. Gene Ontology annotation, molecular function: DNA binding. Gene Ontology annotation, biological process: regulation of DNA-templated transcription; DNA-templated transcription. The transcript has 2 exons. The coding region runs from base 238 to 1164 and encodes 308 amino acids. Gene Ontology annotation, cellular component: nucleus. The record is from RefSeq and is marked reviewed.
GCAGUUUUGGUUGCGCGUUUGCUGCGAGCAGUUGCACUUGCACUUGCAAUUCUAUUGCCGCGCCCCCUCCCCUUUUUUUCUGUGUCGCCCCCUUUGUUUUGUUUUGCCUCUUUUCGUUCGCGCCCCCCGCCAUCUGCACCGUCUGCAGAGCAGCGCUCCUGGAAUAACUGCAUGUGCGAUUCACCGUUCUAGUUGGCGGCGUGCGUGCGUGUGCGAGCGAGCGAGACAGACAGAGGCAUGUGCUGGGUCGCAAUGGCGCGCAAGGACGAUCCCGUUUUCAAUGUGCGGUUCGUGCAGUUCGUGGAGAAUCAGCCGUGCCUGUGGAACUACACGCAUCCGGGCUACAGCAAGAAGGAGGAUGUGCAGAGGGCGUGGCAGCAGGUUGCCAACGAUAUCAAGGACACGGUUCGCAACUGUCGCGAGCGAUGGCGCACCAUAAGGAGCAGCUUCCUGCGAUCCCUGAAGCUGGCACGCACACAAACGGGACGCGGCAAGCGCAAAUACUACCUAUCGAAGUAUCUUCAGUUUCUCGUUCCGUUCACCAAGUCGCGAUCCUGCCACAAGCAGCUGCCGGGCAUGGUGCUCCGCAAACCCGGCCAAGCUGCCACUGCUCAGCAGGAAGAUGAGGUGGUGGCGGCGGAGGAGGAGGCCAAGGUGAGCGAUGGUGAGAUGCCGCUGGACGUUCAGGUGUCCGAGGAGGAGCAUCGUCGUAAUCAGGAACAGGAUCGGGAGCAACCCACCGCCUGUUUGCCGCUCCGCCUGCAUUCCAUCAAAGUGGAGCACGAUUCGUCAAAUGCGAACCAGCAGCUGGAGCGGAUGGUGAGCCAGCAGUCGCUGGUCUCGGUGCCCGCCGCCGCGCUGGGCAAUCACCUGGGCUGGUCGGAUCUGACGCAGUGGUUCAAGGGACAUGGCAGCGGUCAUCACAAGUUAACCACAACAACAACAACACCAACAUCACCACCACCGCCGCCGCAGCCGGCUACGUCAGCUCUAAGUGUUUUCACUGGCGGACCAGGAGGAGGUGGCUCACAACCGGAUGCCGACUACUCCUUUCUGAUCAGCCUGCAUCCGUACAUCAAGGAGAUGAACGGCAAGCAGAAUCGAAAGUUUCGACAGAAGGUCGUCGGACUCAUCGACGAUAUUCUGGAUAACAAGGAUGUCUAAUUUGUACACGGAAAAAAAACCGAAGAUGCUUACGUUUCAGCGAUGAAAAUUACGAUUUGUAAACGGCUCUAUCAAAAUUACCACACACAAGAGAUGCAUAUUUUGAAUGAUUGUGCGGAAAUAUUCUACAUACCAAAUGCAACAUUAUUUCAAAACCAACAUUUUCACCACUUUCAGAUUUCAUUCUGGCCAUCAUAUUGCUAACUUUUAGACAAUGAACUUAGUUUUUAAAUAUUUAUGUCUAAGUUAAGUGUGAACGUACAUGAAAUUUAUAUCGAAGUUUAUAUGCACUGCAUCGAAAUUUGUAAAGCGCCCAGUGGAACAGGAUGAAAUCACCAGUUAUGUGAUAUUUUCUCUCCGUGAAGAAAAAAAGCCACAAGAAUCGAAGAAAACACACCCAGUUGAUAGAAAACGCCAACAGUGCCCAUUUAUUAGAUGUGUAGAGCGUACUUUAAUUACGCUUUUUAUUGUUGUUGUUAAGCACACACACAAACACGAAUUUGUUAUUGUCGAAUAAAACAUUUAAACUACG